Messenger RNA from Lemur catta (Ring-tailed lemur), 13117 nucleotides. It is a transcript of the gene NAV1, whose product is annotated as neuron navigator 1. The coding region runs from base 15 to 6509 and encodes 2164 amino acids. The record is from RefSeq and is a predicted model, not a curated record. Gene Ontology annotation, biological process: neuron migration; nervous system development; neurogenesis. Gene Ontology annotation, molecular function: ATP hydrolysis activity. The transcript is spliced from 32 exons. Gene Ontology annotation, cellular component: axon initial segment; microtubule cytoskeleton. NCBI's taxonomy places the organism in Eukaryota, Metazoa, Chordata, Mammalia, Primates, Lemuridae.
CCGGCUCGCUGACCAUGAAUGGGAUGGCCAACAUGAAUCCCGCCAGCCGCCCUCACUACGCCUCCUCCAUCCCCGUGCCUCGAGCUUCUUCCCAGACCAGGAUCCACACACCGGGCGCUUCUCCCCAGCUGCGGCCACGCCAGGCUGGGCUGGCCCUGAGCCCCCAGAGGGCAGCCUCUCCAAGACUGGGCAAGGCUGUGGGCCCUUCCAGAAACUCCUCUCCUAAGGCCUCCCGGGGCCGAGGCUCCCCCAGGGCUGCCGGGGCAGCGAGGGAGUCAGCAGAGGGGGGUGAAAGCUUCCCCGGCUCCCCAUGGAGCAGUCCCAGGAUAACCCCCAAAGCAGCCCUUUCCGGCCGAGCUGGGUCCAGAAGGGCAGGGGAGACACCAGGCACCCAGGGAAUGAAGAAAAAAGCCCAGGAAGGGAUUCCAGUCCGCCAGACCCGGGGCAGAAGCCCCUCCCGGACGAGCUCUCACGGAGAAACUCAAAUACCAGGCGCUCCUGAAGGUCGAAAGCCUCCUAACUACCCAGGAAAAGACCAAAGAGAUACAAACUACAAAGGUUCCGGCCUCCCCAGGGCUUUGGAGCCAGGUGAUGGGGCAGCCUCACGGGCUUCCUCUCCAGUCUGCAGCCCAGCGCAGGGCAAGCGCCCCUCUCCCAGCCCGGGGGCCAUUAGCUUCUCCCCGGCCCAUCAGCAGAGCCAGCCAGUCACAGCCACGGUGGCCCCCUUCCAGUACAGGUUGCAGACAGACCAGGAACCUGGCCCCCUCCCCCAGGCCAGCUGGGCCCUUGAUGGCUACUCUGGGCCCCCUGCUGAGACUGAGGAGAGCUUCUCCUGCCUGGACGCGCGGAUCGUCCAUGCGCUCCUCGCGGGCAGAAUGCUGGGCAGCGGCGUCAAGAGCGCGCAGCCCGAGGAGGAGCUGAGCGGCGGCGGCGGGGACGAGGGCGCGGACGAGCCGCGGGGCGCCGGCAGGAAGGCGGCGGCGGCGGACGGCAAAGGCAUGCUGCCCAAGCGCGCCAAGGCGCCCGGUGGCGGCGGCGGCAUGGCCAAGGCCAGCGCGGCUGAGCUGAAGGUCUUCAAGUCCGGCAGCGUGGACAGCCGUGUCCCCGGCGGGCCGCCCGCCUCCAACCUGCGCAAGCAGAAGUCGCUCACCAACCUCUCGUUCCUCACAGACUCCGAGAAAAAGCUGCAGCUCUAUGAACCCGAGUGGAGCGACGACAUGGCCAAGGCGCCUAAGGGCUUGGGCAAGGUGGGGUCCAAGGGCCGCGAGGCUCCGCUGAUGUCCAAGACGCUGUCCAAGUCGGAGCACUCGCUUUUCCAGGCCAAGGGCGGCCCGGCCGCCGGCGCCAAGACCCCCCUGGCUCCGCUUGCGCCCAGCCUGGGGAAGCCGAGCCGGAUCCCCCGAGGACCCUACGCGGAGGUCAAGCCGCUCAGCAAGGCGCCUGAGGCGGCCGUGAGCGACGACGGCAAAUCGGAUGAUGAGCUGCUCUCCAGCAAGGCCAAGGCGCAGAAGGGCUCCGCCGGGCCCGUGCCCUCCGCCAAGGGCCAGGAGGAGCGCGCCUUCCUCAAGGUGGACCCGGAGCUCGUGGUGACGGUGCUGGGCGACCUGGAGCAGCUGCUCUUCAGCCAGAUGCUGGACCCAGAGUCCCAGAGAAAGAGGACCGUGCAGAAUGUCCUGGAUCUUCGGCAGAACCUGGAAGAGACCAUGUCCAGCCUGCGAGGGUCCCAGGUGACCCACAGCUCCCUGGAGAUGACCUGCUACGACAGCGACGAUGCCAACCCUCGCAGCGUGUCCAGCCUCUCCAACCGCUCGUCCCCUCUGUCCUGGCGCUACGGCCAGUCCAGCCCGCGGCUACAGGCCGGGGAUGCGCCCUCCGUGGGCGGGAGCUGCCGCUCGGAGGGGCCGCCCGCCUGGUACAUGCACGGGGAGCGCGCCCACUACUCGCACACCAUGCCCAUGCGCAGCCCCAGCAAGCUCAGCCACGUGUCCCGCCUGGAGCUGGUCGAGUCCCUGGACUCGGACGAGGUGGACCUCAAGUCCGGCUACAUGAGCGACAGCGACCUCAUGGGCAAGACGAUGACCGAGGACGACGACAUCACCACCGGCUGGGAUGAGAGUAGCUCCAUCAGCAGUGGGCUCAGCGAUGCCUCGGACAACCUCAGCUCGGAAGAAUUCAAUGCCAGCUCCUCACUCAACUCCCUCCCAACGACUCCCACUGCUUCUCGCAGGAACUCUACAAUAGUGCUACGCACAGACUCAGAGAAGCGAUCUCUGGCAGAAAGUGGGCUGAGCUGGUUUAGUGAAUCAGAGGAGAAGGCCCCCAAAAAGCUGGAGUACGACAGUGGUAGCCUGAAGAUGGAACCUGGGACGUCCAAGUGGCGGAGAGAGCGGCCUGAGAGCUGUGAUGAUUCAUCCAAGGGUGGAGAACUGAAAAAGCCCAUCAGCCUGGGACGCCCUGGUUCCCUGAAGAAGGGCAAGACCCCACCGGUGGCUGUCACCUCCCCCAUCACUCACACAGCCCAGAGCGCCCUCAAAGUCGCAGGCAAACCUGAAGGCAAAGCUACGGACAAGGCGAAGCUCGCAGUGAAGAACACGGGGCUGCAGCGCUCCUCUUCCGACGCCGGCCGGGAUCGCCUGAGCGAAGCUAAGAAGCCCCCCUCAGGCAUCGCUCGCCCCUCCACUUCAGGAUCCUUUGGCUACAAGAAGCCACCUCCUGCCACCGGCACAGCCACCGUCAUGCAGACUGGUGGUUCAGCCACUCUCAGCAAGAUCCAGAAGUCCUCGGGAAUCCCUGUCAAGCCCGUGAAUGGACGCAAGACCAGCUUGGAUGUGUCCAACAGCGUGGAGCCGGGAUUCUUGGCUCCUGGGGCCCGUUCCAACAUCCAGUAUCGCAGCCUGCCCCGGCCAGCCAAGUCCAGUUCCAUGAGCGUGACCGGUGGGCGGGGCGGACCUCGCCCGGUCAGCAGCAGCAUAGACCCCAGUCUCCUCAGCACCAAGCAGGGAGGCCUGACACCCUCCAGACUGAAGGAGCCUUCCAAGGUAGCCAGUGGGCGGACCACUCCGGCCCCUGUCAACCAGACAGACCGGGAGAAGGAGAAGGCCAAAGCCAAGGCAGUGGCCUUGGACUCCGACAACAUCUCCCUGAAGAGCAUGGGCUCUCCGGAAAGUACUCCCAAGAACCAAGCAAGCCACCCCCCAGCCACCAAGUUGGCAGAGCUGCCACCAACCCCUCUCAGGGCCACAGCUAAGAGCUUUGUCCAGCCGCCCUCGCUAGCCAAUCUAGACAAGGUCAACUCCAACAGCCUGGAUCUGCCAUCGUCCGGCGACACCCAUGCUGCAAAGGUCCCAGAUCUGCAUGCUGCAAGCUCCGCAGCGGGGGCCCCUCUCCCCUCUUGCUUCACCCCCAGUCCAGCACCCAUCCUCAAUAUUAACUCAGCCAGCUUCUCCCAGGGCCUGGAGCUAAUGAGUGGUUUCAGUGUCCCAAAGGAGACCCGCAUGUACCCCAAACUCUCAGGCCUGCACAGGAGCAUGGAGUCCCUCCAGAUGCCAAUGAGCCUGCCCAGUGCCUUCCCCAGCAGUGCCCCCAUCCCCACGCCACCCGCUGCCCCUGCUGCUCCCCAAGAGGAAGAGACGGAAGAGCUGCCCUGGAGCGGAAGCCCCAGAACUGGGCAGCUGGACAGCAAUCAGCGAGAUCGGAACACUCUUCCCAAGAAAGGGCUCAGGUAUCAGCUUCAGUCCCAGGAGGAGACCAAGGAGAGGCGACACUCCCAUACCAUUGGUGGGCUGCCUGAAUCCGACGACCAGUCAGAGCUGCCUUCUCCCCCUGCACUGUCCAUGUCCUUGAGUGCAAAGGGCCAGCUUACCAACAUAGUGAGUCCCACUGCGGCCACCACGCCAAGAAUCACCCGCUCCAACAGCAUCCCCACCCACGAGGCGGCCUUCGAGCUGUACAGCGGCUCCCAAAUGGGGAGCACCCUGUCCCUGGCCGAGAGACCCAAGGGGAUGAUUCGGUCAGGAUCCUUCCGAGACCCCACGGACGAUGUUCAUGGCUCAGUGCUGUCCCUGGCCUCCAGUGCCUCCUCCACUUACUCCUCAGCUGAGGAGCGGAUGCAAUCUGAGCAAAUCCGGAAACUUCGCAGGGAACUGGAAUCAUCCCAGGAAAAAGUGGCCACCCUGACAUCUCAGCUUUCUGCCAAUGCUAAUCUGGUGGCUGCUUUCGAGCAGAGCCUGGUGAACAUGACCUCCCGCCUGCGGCACCUGGCAGAGACCGCGGAGGAGAAGGACACUGAGCUGCUAGAUUUGCGAGAAACCAUAGACUUUCUGAAGAAAAAGAACUCUGAGGCCCAGGCAGUCAUUCAGGGAGCCCUCAAUGCCUCCGAAACCACACCCAAAGAACUUCGGAUCAAGAGACAAAACUCCUCAGAUAGCAUCUCAAGCCUCAACAGCAUCACGAGCCAUUCCAGCAUUGGCAGCGGCAAGGAUGCUGAUGCGAAAAAGAAGAAAAAAAAGAGUUGGGUCUACGAGCUUCGAAGUUCCUUCAACAAAGCCUUCAGUAUAAAAAAGGGACCCAAGUCAGCUUCCUCGUACUCUGAUAUAGAGGAGAUUGCCACACCUGACUCCUCAGCUCCCUCGUCCCCGAAACUGCAGCACGGCUCCACAGAGACGGCGUCACCCUCCAUCAAGUCCUCCAACUCGUCCUCUGUGGGCAUCGAUGUCGCCGAGGCCCCUGCUCACCCAGCUCCCCACACCAGGCUGUUCCACGCCAGUGAGGAGGAGGAGCCAGAGAAAAAGGAGGUAUCAGAGCUGCGCUCUGAGCUAUGGGAGAAGGAGAUGAAGCUUACAGAUAUCCGCUUGGAGGCCCUCAACUCCGCCCACCAGCUGGACCAGCUUCGGGAGACCAUGCACAACAUGCAGUUGGAGGUGGACCUGCUGAAAGCAGAGAACGACCGGCUGAAGGUAGCCCCAGGCCCCUCGUCAGGCUCCGCGCCAGGGCAGGCCCCUGGAUCAUCAGCUCUAUCCUCCCCGCGCCGCUCCCUGGGCCUUGCGCUCACCCAUUCCUUCAGCCCAGGCCUCGCAGACACAGACCUAUCGCCCAUGGAUGGCAUCAGCACCUGUGGUCCAAAGGAAGAAGUGACCCUUCGGGUGGUGGUGAGGAUGCCCCCCCAGCACAUCAUCAAAGGGGACUUGAAGCAGCAGGAAUUCUUUCUGGGCUGCAGCAAGGUCAGUGGAAAAGUGGACUGGAAGAUGCUGGAUGAAGCUGUGUUCCAAGUGUUCAAGGACUAUAUUUCUAAGAUGGACCCAGCCUCUACCCUGGGCCUAAGCACUGAGUCCAUCCACGGCUACAGCAUCAGUCACGUGAAACGAGUGCUGGACACUGAGCCCCCCGAGAUGCCUCCUUGCCGUCGAGGUGUCAACAACAUAUCGGUGUCCCUCAAAGGUCUGAAGGAGAAGUGCGUCGACAGCCUGGUGUUCGAGACGCUGAUCCCCAAGCCGAUGAUGCAGCACUACAUAAGCCUCCUGCUCAAGCACCGGCGCCUCGUCCUCUCGGGCCCCAGCGGCACGGGCAAGACCUACCUGACCAAUCGGCUGGCCGAGUACCUAGUGGAGCGCUCCGGCCGUGAGGUGACCGAGGGCAUCGUCAGCACCUUCAACAUGCACCAGCAGUCUUGCAAGGAUCUGCAGCUGUACCUCUCCAACCUGGCUAACCAGAUAGACCGGGACACGGGAAUCGGGGACGUGCCUCUGGUGAUCCUGCUGGACGACCUGAGCGAAGCAGGCUCCAUCAGCGAGCUGGUCAACGGGGCCCUCACCUGCAAGUACCACAAGUGUCCCUAUAUUAUAGGUACCACCAAUCAGCCUGUAAAAAUGACACCCAACCAUGGUUUGCACUUGAGCUUCAGGAUGUUGACCUUCUCCAACAACGUGGAGCCAGCCAAUGGCUUCCUGGUUCGUUACCUGAGGAGGAAGCUGGUAGAGUCAGACAGCGACAUCAAUGCCAACAAGGAAGAGCUGCUUCGGGUGCUCGACUGGGUACCCAAGCUGUGGUAUCACCUCCACACCUUCCUUGAGAAGCACAGCACCUCAGACUUCCUCAUCGGCCCUUGCUUCUUUCUUUCCUGUCCCAUUGGCAUCGAGGACUUCCGAACCUGGUUCAUCGACCUGUGGAACAACUCCAUCAUUCCCUAUCUGCAGGAAGGAGCCAAGGACGGGAUCAAGGUCCACGGACAGAAAGCCGUGUGGGAGGACCCUGUGGAGUGGGUCCGGGACACUCUCCCCUGGCCAUCAGCCCAACAAGACCAGUCAAAGCUGUACCACCUGCCACCACCCACCGUGGGCCCUCACAGCAUCGCCUCCCCUCCUGAGGACAGGACAGUCAAAGACAGCACCCCAAGUUCUCUAGACUCAGAUCCUCUGAUGGCCAUGCUGCUGAAACUUCAGGAAGCUGCCAACUACAUUGAGUCUCCAGAUCGAGAAACUAUCUUGGACCCCAACCUCCAGGCAACACUCUGAGGGUCCAAGUAGUCACUGUCAUUCCGGACAGCAGAACGCUGGCGUCAGCUACGUUCGCUCCUCCUCUCCCCUCUCUUCUUUCAGAGCACUGGCUCUCCAGCCCCAGGAGGAGAGCAGGAGGGAGGAGGAGGUGAAGGAGGAGGGCAGGUUCUUGGUGCUGCACCUGUGAGAACUUCCCAGUGAGGACUGGUGGGGUGGAGUGUGGGAACUUGUGUCCCCUGAAUACAUUACUGGCCUCCUCUCAUGACUUUGGGGAAAAGAUGAUUCUGGGUCUUUUCCUUGACUUCUCUCAAUUACAAACUCCUGGGCUUUCUGGGGAGGGGUUCAGAAGACAUCAAAAAACCCUGCAGCAGUCCGAACUGAUUCUCGCAAACAACUCUGAGAGCGACAGUCGUGCGCAGGAGAUCUGAGCGAGGCAGGAUGCUCGCCUGGUUUUCUCGCAGACCCUUCCCAGUUCCGUCACCACUGCCAACAACUCUUCCCCCGGAGAUCUGGCUGGAGCCCAGAAAAAGAAGCAUGUGGUUUUAAAAAUGUUUAAAUCAAUCUGUAAAAGGUUAAAAAAAAAAAUGGAAAAAAAUGAAGCUGGAGAGAGGGGAACCAGUUGCCAAGGUAGAAAGAGAGCUGCCCGCUCCUGCCCUCUGGAUGAUGUAGGGGACAUUGACAAGACGGCUGCCAACCUAAGAAGUCGCCAAACCACAAAAAUAACAUUACAGCCUUCAGAGAAAGACUAGCUCUGUCUUUCUACCCUCUAAUUUAAACAUGCAUGAGAGUCAAUAAACCCUACUUUUUUAUUUUUGUUUUUUAUUUUGUUUCUAUUUUUUUCUCCCAUUUGCCUAUUCAUUUUCCUUUUUUUUGUUUUUGUUUUUUUUUUUUCCAUUUCCUCACAUGUCCACAAGAUGCUUGGGUUGCUUUUCCAGGGACUAGUUUGGCUUUUCCAAGUGGUUUUUCUUUGGAAAAUCUGAUGCCAUCUAAUUGGCACCAGCUAGACACCUGCCAUGCCACUAUCUUUGGCAUCCUUGGGGCUUAUUUGACACAUGAAGCAUUGGCCCAGAAGUAGUGGGAGAAGAGGAACCUAGUUCCCUUGACCUCACUUUUGAGAAAGCACACGUUCUGCCUGGGAGCUCAGCUGCCAGCCUCUGGCAUGAGAGGGUAUAUAUAGCCCCAUCUUGAUGGAAGACCUACUCUGAGCUUCAUCCUGGACUGGAGGAAAACCAGGAAAUUGGAAAUACUCCCCUGUCUUGUGGCCUGUGUGGGCCCCUCACUGCACUAUUCUGACGGUAGCCACUUUGCCUGACUGAAUCCAAAUAUCCCAGCUGGCCCUUACUGUUUGUUUUUGACAAUACUGACUUAUAAGAGACUGGACAGCCAUGUGAGAUAAUCCCAAUCAGAAUAUCAGUUUCAAGAAGUCUGACUUGGUGGCCAAUAUCUGCCUUCCAAAGAGAUGCUACAUUUUGCAGAAGUUGUCCCUUUGCUAUUGCCCUGAAGGUCUGACAGUCCCUCUUCUUUAAUUUGACCAGUACCUAGACUGAUUGCUUACUGCAUACCAGUCAAUAGGCUAAAAAAAAAAAAAAAAGUCGAGACUUGGGCCCUUAAAUUCAUAGUCCAGUAGGAAAUGUUAACCUCCAUUAAGUGUACACCCCCUUGUUACCCAGACCUCAAGAUCAUCGAAGAAAUGCAGCCGAAACCCAAGGAGCCAGAUAGAAAGAAGCCUUUGGUUAGCUGUCGAAUACAUUGGGGGCAGAAGAUCCGGGAUCAGUUAAGACGGAGCCUGAGAGACAUGGAAUCUUGCUUGUCUGGAAUGGGCAAGUCUACUUCCUGCCAUUUCUGAAAGCCCCUGUGGGACCCGAUUCCAGGCGGAGCUGCCUCAUAGGCUGAAGUUUCAGGGCUCUGCAGGUCAGGGAUGUGUGAUGGGCUUGGGCCGAAGUGUUUGCUCUUCAGAUUCCUAAGUAGCACAAGACUUUAUCAGAAUCUAUAGUCAUCCUAACCCGGAUCACUCUUUUCCACCCAACUGAGGAGUAGCUGCACCUGAAUCUUCAUAUCAGAAUAUUUUCAUUUAGAUCCACAAGAAGGUCCUGACUGCCAGAAAAGCUUCUGCGUUCACCUUAGUAAGCUCCCAGGGGCGACAGGGUUCUCUGUGGUGGAGACCGUUACUGCUAUUGCUGCUAAUUCCACGAGCUGUGAAGAUCCCCAACCAACUCAGCUGUAAAAUAUGCAAUUCUGUGGUGGGAAGAGGCUGUUUGUCCAAGGAUGGUGCUGAAAUCACUGCCUUAAGGUCUCUGCUGUGCAAAAUGAGGAGGCCCCAGAGCUGGGUAUUCUAACUUGGAAGGAAGGGAAGACUGGACGGGCCUACUUGGGACCUAGGCCUCUGCUGAACCGUAUCCUAAGUUCCAGUCCCGUGGCAAGGCUCAGACUUUCACGCCAUCGCAAUCUGGUGGUUGAGCUCUUAACUCUUACUUUCUGGUGCUGCCCAGCCAGUGCCUUCUGUCGUGGAUGUUACUGGCUACUUGAGAAAAAGGAGAGGGGAGAACCCCUUCUUUCAUUCCAACUGCCUCAGACCCCAAAGCGAUUCUUGGCUCUCUGGUAACUAUGGAUACCACCGUGAAUUGUAUCUGGAUCCUCAGCAGGUUGAUUCUGGAGGCCUCUCUUGCUGUGACUCUUCAUUUCUGUCUCUUGGGAUCCACCACCCUGCACUCUCGGCUGACUGCUGCGUUUAGCCCAGGUCUUCAGUUGCUUUCCUCCUGGAAGUGUGUGUCCAUCUAGUGAGGUGAUCCUGAAGCCUCAGCCUUCCCUGAGCCUGGGACCCUGUUUACAGACGCACAUGUGGGCCCUUCACUGUGGGCAUCAGUCAUCUCACAACGGAGUCAUGGUUACGGGGCAACUGCAGAAGGUUGAGCCUCCUCAUGGUGCUAUAACCUCUUGGGACGCUCGUCCGGGCUUCUCUGACGCAGAGAACCUGAGCUCCCCCCCCACUGCCCUAGAAUUAACGGCAAGGAGCAAAUCCACAGCUUUCUCUCCUCCCUGCGCACCUGCGUCUUGGUGGCGACCACCGGGAUCCCUCAGAAAAAGAAAAACUGGGUCCCACAGCUAAAUUCUCAACCCCCAGGCACCUUCGGAAGAAUCCAGCCUAUCGAAUACUGGAAUUCAUGCUAUUCCCUUCCUCUCCAGCCCCCAACUCCACCCCUCACCAAAGUUGGCUAGGAAAUGACAUGGUUCAAUACCCAGUGUCAACCUCCCGGGAGAGCCACAACUCCAGGAGAGUUCCUCAGCAGCGUCUCUCUCAUUUCUGGAUGAAGAAGACCAACAAAUUUUGUCCAAUGUAUUUGUUUCUCAGUUCUUGCCUAGGCACUAAAAAUAAAAUGCUAGGUAAUUGGAGGCUAACAUGGGACCUGAUGUGUGUGUGUGUGUGUGAACCGUCUGCUGUUGCUCUUUCCUAUCUUCUGAGGCUUCAUAGAAUAUUUUUUAAAAAUCUAUGCUUUGUGGCAGCUCUACGGUGCUUAUCUCUGUCUUUGUGUAGAUCCCCAUACCAGUGUCUUUGUCGUGUAGUCUAACCAUUGGGAAGGUAGAGGCUGGCAGGGAAGAAGAAUUUGCUAAAAGUUCAUGGGAAGACCCUACAAUGAAAUCCUUAGUGGCUGGUGUACUGUUUUGGUCUGAAUUGCCAACCUGCCAACUGAUCUAUCCCUACUCCUUAAGGACUUAAGGAAUUUUUUUUUUUUUUCAUUUCUUGCUUUCUGGUUUCCCUAGUUUGCAGGACUCAAGGUGGACCUAAUCUCACCAUCUCUUCACCUCUAGCUCACUGAGAUAAGGGUCACACUAUUCAGAGGGAUACCCCCUUACAGUGGUCUGAGAAGUAACUAUUUCCUGUAGUAUUCCAAAAGAGGAGGAAGAGAGAAGUGGUAGCCUGCUGUUUCUCACACCUCACAUCAUAACCUGGGAUAGAACUCAUACAUACCCUGCAUGUAGGUGACAUCUGCCUGACUGAAUGGGACUCAGACCUACAAACCAGGAUCAAGGAGAUACCUCCAUGAGACCUUAAGGAUUUUUACUGCAAAGUGUUUGGGAGGGGAAAUUGUCCUAAUCACACAUUUAACACAGAGGUUAAGCGCUGAAGUAACCCAGAUCACCAAAUGCAGCUCCUUAUCAUACUUUAUUUUUUCUUUCCUGAAUCCUGGGCAUUAGCUAAGCUACAGCCAAGUAGUAGAUUGUAUAAGCCAACCGCCAUGAUGGGAUGAAAAAAUGUGCUUUUGCAGAUGGUUUAUUAAUGGAGAUGGGCAUGCUAGUGGGAGGCUGUAAUAAAAUGGUUUUAGGGACACUGUUCCCAAAAGGCCAAAGCCUGAAGAUAUGGCCAUUUAUAAUUGAAUCAGCCUUAUAUUAUAUUCAUGAGUCCUCAGUCAACUUGAUCAGGAUAUAUGGGGCACCAACUUGGCUGUCCCUGCUGCCCAGGGUGCAUGUGUGCGUGCCUGCUCAGCCUAGCCCUGUGAGCAAGCACUGCCAGCCACAGAUCCUGGGAAAGGUGAUAGUAAACCGGAGGAUGGUUCAGCCCUGCAGGGAGGAAACCUGGCAAGAUUUGGAAGCUGCAGGGAAACCAAGACAGCUGAAAAUUAAACCCAUGUGUACUAGAUCCUUCCAAUAUGAUGUUCUGGCCAUUUAAAUAUUAUGCCAUGAAUUUUCUGGGGCAAGGGUAGUCAUGGAAAUAAAUAACCCCCUAGGUCCUUAAUUCAACCCUUUCAUUUCUUGAAGCAGUGGUUCUCAAAGUGUGGUUCCAGACCAGCAGCGUCAGCAACAUUUGGGAACUUACUAGAAUGAAAUGCUCAACCCCAUCCCAGAUCUACUGAAUCAGAAACGCUAGGGAGAGGGCCCAGAAAUACGUGUUUUAGCAAGUCCUCUUGGUGAUUCUGGUGCACACGAAAGUCUGAACUUCUGCUAUUUAAAGGGAAAGUGCCCUUUAGAGGAUCAGGGUCCCCACACUGAGGGCCUUUAGGGCCCAAAAUAAGGUUUUAGCUUAUAAUCCAGGCUUUAACAUUAAUUUCAAAGUCACCUUUCUCUUGCUUCUGUUUCUCUUUUUCCUUUUAAUUUUAACAAAGAGAAGGUAUGUGUGUUUUUGGACAGAAGUUAGGAGGGUGUUUGCAUCUUUCCUAGUUCAGAGAAAAAUGUCAUGCCUCUGAAAUUUCUGCCUGGCAAACUAAGGGGCUUCAACAUAAGAAAGCAGUUGGAGGUCUCUUCUGCACUGCUCUUCUGCUAGAUUAUGUGUAUCUAUUCUGAGCCUUUUCUGAUUAUGUAAUAGGAUGGGAAAAGUUUAAAAAAAAAUCUAAUGUGUAUUUCCAUGACAAUGUGUUCUCCCAGCAACAUCCUGCUCCUUUAUUUGAGUUAUAAAGGGCACUGCUGGGCCUGAGAGCCUGGCUAGAACCUCCUUCCCCGGGCAGCUCACAACUGCAGGGCUCCAGUAUCCCAGGAAGGCCCCUGAUGUGUGCUCCACUCAGCUCGUAGGAGAGAGUCCUGCACGAUGAAGACACAGCACUGGGCACCGAAGUCCCUGGGCUCAUCCUUUCUUUUCCCCACAACAGGGCCUGGAUACAGAACUACUCAGCCAAGGCAAUAGAAUAAAAUCCUUUAAAAAAAAAAAUACCUAAAAAGAGCUUCAUAUCUUUCCAAACUCACAGACUAGCUGAUGGGGCCAUGGAGGAGAUGAGGUUGUUUAAAACUGGUUUUUGUUUCAAGUUUGUCAGUUUUCCCUGGGAGAGAAUGUUUGAGUAGAGCACAAAGAAACAAGCAGUAGUAGGAACAGGUCUCCUGAGUUCAGAAACUAAGCAUUUGGAGGAAGGACUAAAGCAAGUAUAAAAUAAUUGCACUAAAAUCACCUCCUCAGUCCCCAAAAGGCUGAUGAUGGGUCCACUGGCCAUCUGUGUGGUCUUCCUGCUUCCCUGCCAUUUCUCUAAGACUAAAGACGGUAAGAUACUAAGGCAAGAGCUCUCCUAUCCAAGCCAGUCUCUGCUACUGCUGUGCAGUGGCCUCCCACUUCCUAAUGUUUUUGGUUUGUUUUUGAUUUUUCUAACAACAACAAAAAAAAAAAACCCUUUUUUUUUUUUUAAAUGAAUUCCAACCCCUGCCAGCUUCCUCCUCAUGCCACCAUCCCGUGUUGGGCAGCGCUGUUUACGUGAUGGAGUUCGUGUUUCUCAAAUGCAUGGUGUUCCUCAGGUGGAGGGUGGGCAGAAAUUUUUGCAACACUUUUUUUUUAAGUUAUUGGGGGCAAAACCCCAAACCAGGAUAUGUGUGUGUCUGUGUGUUUAUGUUUUUUCCUCAUUUGACCCUCUCCUCUUCGAACCUACCCCCUUUUGUAUCUAAUGUAGGAAAGCAAAACCGAAUCUGGAAAGCAAACCGUUGUAUAUAGUUGCGGUAACAAUCAUGAAGACAGCUGGGCUAUCCCCUCAGUAAUUCAUAUUAAAUAACAAAUUGGUCAAAAAUUCAAUUCAUGCCAGGGCCGGCUGAAGAGGCCUUCCACCAUCACCAGAGGCCCCUCAUCUGGGCCCUCGGUCCAUCAGGCAUGUCUCCUCCCAGCAAGACUCAUCUGUUCCAUGCCAUUACGUUUCAAUAAAGUUAUCUCCUGUAUUGUC